UCUGGGCUCAAUUUAAAUGGUUCUAAUAUAAGAAAAAGAACAAAGUAAAUUAAAAAGUCAAAAUAUCUCAAACGCUACAGCCUGUGUCAUACAGUCAAAGAUUCCUCUAAUGCAAAUUAGCGUGCUAAAGAACGAUAGAAACAGUUUAUACAAAAGAGUUCAAUACCUGAGAAUCAACAAAAAUAUUCUCAACAUUAUGGAAUCAGAUACCUACGUCCAGGCAUUCCGGCAGUCUUUUCAAGCAGACUGUCAGACACUGAACCACGUUUGACCAUGGGUUUAGUCAAACAUGACAUUAUUAUCAAUAGUUCGGCAAUAUACAACAGAAAAAUUAAGCAACAAAAGGUACGUCUUCAGUCAAAGUCACAUAAUAAAAGCUCAGGCGAGGAAGACAGAUGAACACAAAAUGUGGUUAAAAGAGAUCUGAAUAAAGGCUAAAACACAUGACAGGGAGAACAAACAAAUAAAUGACACUACUGUCCAACAAAAAACUCCGCCUGGAGUCCCUCCGGGGGCUACUGCCGGUCCCAAGCCCGGAUAAAGAACGAUAGUUGGGCAUGGGGUUAGCGUCCCCAUCCCGUAGAAAACUAACCCGCUAAAAAAACGCUAACCAGAAAAAAUUAUUCAAACCUUUUAAACUCUGCCCUGAGAGUCAGAAGAUCUUCAUUUAGAAGAAUUAUGACGCCUCAUGAUGAAAGCCGAAUUCCUUCGGAAGUUACGAGGCCGAUGCCCCUUCUGACAACCAGAGCAACCAUUUAUUUAGGUACAUGGAAUGUUCGUACAAUGUGGGACACCGGAAGAGCCUUCCAAAUUGCUGCAGAAAUGAGAAGAUACAACCUAGAGGUACUUGGGAUCAGUGAAACACAUUGGACACAAGUUGGACAACAACGACUAACUACAGGAGAGCUCCUGUUAUACUCCGGCCAUGAAGAAGAAAAUGUACCACAUACACAAGGAGUUGCAUUGAUGCUGUCCAAACAAGCGCAAAAUGCACUUAUAGGAUGGGAAUCUCAUGGACCAAGGAUCAUCAAAGCCUCCUUCAAAACAAAGAAAGAGGGCAUUUCAAUGAACAUCAUCCAAUGCUAUGCGCCUACCAACGACUACAAUGAAGACGCUAAAGAUCAAUUCUACAAUAGGCUGCAGUCAAUCGUCGAGAAGUGCCCAACAAAGGACCUGACCAUUCUGAUGGGAGAUUUCAACGCCAAGGUUGGAACGGACAACACUGGAUAUGAAGACAUCAUGGGACGACACGGACUUGGAGAAAGAAACGAAAAUGGUGAGAGAUUUGCAAAUCUAUGUGCCUUCAAUAAGCUGGUCAUAGGCGGCACCGUAUUCCCACAUAAACGCAUACACAAAACCACAUGGACUUCACCGGAUCACUCUACACAAAACCAAAUCGACCAUAUUUGCAUCAACAAAACGUUCAGGAGGACUAUAGAGGACGUGAGAACCAAGAGAGGAGCUGAUAUAGCAUCAGAUCAUCACUUACUGGUCGCCAAGAUGAAAUUGAAACUCAAGAAGCACUGGACAACGGGGCAGACAGUAUCACAAAAGUUCAAUACGGCCUUUCUUCAGGAUACUAACAAACUCAACAAAUUCAAGAUAGUCCUCAGCAACAAGUUCCAGGCCUUUCAUGAUCUACUCAAUGGAGAAGGAACUACUGUGGAGAGCAACUGGAAGGGGAUCAAAGAGGCAAUCACUUCAACAUGUCAUGAGGUCCUGGGUCACAAGAAGCACCACCACAAGGAAUGGAUCACUGUUGAUACACUGGAUAAGAUUCAAGAAAGAAGAAACAAGAAGGCAGCGAUCAAUACCAGCCGAACAAGAGCAGAAAAAGCUAAGGCACAAGCUGAAUACACGGAAAUAAACAAACAAGUGAAAAGGAGCAUCAGAACCGACAAACGUAAAUAUGUGGAAGAUUUAGCAACGACGGCGGAAAAGGCUUCAAGAGAAGGAAACAUGAGACAAUUGUAUGACACGACAAAGAAGCUCUCUGGAAAUCGCCGCAAACCAGAACGACCAGUGAAAAGCAAGGAAGGCAAGGUAAUCACCCACAUUGAAGAGCAACAAAACAGGUGGAUAGAACACUUCAAAGAACUCUUGAAUCGACCAGCGCCACUGAACCCACCCAACAUCGAAGCAGCACCCACGGACCUCCCAAUCAAUGUUGGCUCACCAACAAUUGAAGAAAUCAGCAUGGCCAUCAGGCAAAUCAAGAGUGGCAAAGCAGCAGGACCGGACAACAUCCCAGCAGAGGCACUAAAAGCAGACGUAGCGGCAACUGCAAGGAUACUCCACAUUCUCUUCGAUAAGAUUUGGGAUGAGGAACAAGUACCAACAGACUGGAAAGAAGGACUUCUGAUCAAAAUACCGAAGAAAGGCGAUCUCAGCAAGUGUGAUAACUACAGAGGCAUCACUCUUCUCUCAAUACCGGGAAAAGUCUUCAACAGGGUAUUGUUAAACAGGAUGAAGGACUGCGUAGACGCCCAACUUCGAGACCAACAGGCAGGAUUCCGUAAGGAUAGAUCGUGUACAGACCAAAUCGCAACUCUACGGAUCAUUGUGGAACAAUCAAUUGAAUGGAAUUCAUCACUCUACAUCAACUUCAUUGACUACGAAAAGGCAUUUGACAGCGUGGACAGAACAACACUAUGGAAACUUCUUCGACACUACGGCGUGCCUCAGAAGAUAGUCAAUAUCAUACAGAACUCAUAUGAUGGAUUACACUGCAAAAUUGUGCAUGGAGGACAGUUGACAAAGUCGUUCGAAGUGAAGACCGGUGUUAGGCAAGGUUGCUUACUCUCACCGUUUCUCUUUCUCCUGGUGAUCGACUGGAUCAUGAAGACGUCAACGUCUGAAGGAAAGCGCGGGAUACAAUGGACAUCUAAGAUGCAGUUGGAUGAUCUAGACUUCGCAGACGAUCUGGCCCUUCUAUCCCACACGCAACAACAGAUGCAGGAGAAGACAAACAGCGUGGCAGCAGCCUCAGCAGCAAUAGGUCUCAACAUACACAAAGGGAAAAGCAGGAUUCUCCGAUACAACACAGCAUGCACCAAUCCAAUCACAAUUGACAGAGAAGAUUUGGAAGAUGUAAAAACCUUUACAUAUUUGGGCAGCAUCAUUGAUGAACAGGGUGGAUCUGAUGCAGAUGUGAAGGCGCGGAUCGGCAAAGCAAGAGCAGCAUAUUUACAACUGAAGAACAUCUGGAGCUCAAAGCAACUGUCAACCAACACCAAGGUCAGGAUUUUCAAUACAAAUGUCAAGACAGUUCUACUGUAUGGGGCAGAAACCUGGAGAACUACAAAAGCCAUCAUCCAGAAAAUACAGGUGUUUAUUAACAGUUGUCUACGCAAAAUACUUCAGAUCCAUUGGCCGGACACUAUUAGCAACAACGUACUGUGGGAGAGAACAAACCAGAUCCCAGUGGAGGAAGAAAUCAGGAAGAAGCGCUGGAAGUGGAUAGGACACACAUUGAGGAAAGCACCGAACUGCGUCACAAGACAAGCCCUCACAUGGAAUCCUGAAGGUCAACGGAAAAGAGGAAGACCAAAGAACACAUUACGCCGAGAACUGGAGAUAGACAUGAGAAAAAUGAACAAGAAUUGGAUGGAACUAGAAAAGAAGGCCCAGGACAUAGUGGGUUGGAGAAUGCUGGUCAGCGGCCUAUGCUCCAUUGGGAGUAACAGGCGUAAGUAAGUAAGUAAGUAAGUACUGUCCAACAAAAUGCUAUGGGGGGAUUUUCAACGUCUUUUGUUCGUUACAGAGUUAUUCGGUUGCAUAUCUUACGGAAGUGACUGUACGUUUCUUUGAUUGAUGCUCUCGAGUCGUCUUUUUCUAUCUUCAGUUGAACUCGUGGAUUUGAUCUACUUCAUAUCUCUCUUCUAUCUGUUAGGGCUGGUCUAUAAACAGGCUUUAUAUAUUAUUAUCAGCAACAAACAUUGGCAUAAUGACCACAUAAUCACUUCUCCACCCUGAUGAAAUAUAUGCUAUUUAAAUCAAACCACCAGUGAGUGAGGACUGUAUCCAGUACGGUAGAAGAUUGUUUUAAGUCACACCAGGCGGGAUCUCUAAUAUUCAUGACUAGAGCAAGUGAGAUUGUGGGUUUCGUUGGUUCACAAUUAACCGAGGUAAUAUUAUUCAGUAAAUAUACUCAAGUUCUUUCAUACGUCAGCUUACAUCUACAAUGUUUGUCUAAUCAGUAUGUAAUUAAAAUAACGCGUCCUGAAGCAUUAAUAUAAAAGCUAGGUACAAAGCAAUUGAUAGCUUAAAGUACGGCUGGUAGCUGUUUUCUAAAUUCCAUCAGUAUAUAACGAUCGGAAUGGGAACUAAGAACACAAAAUUGGAAACGGUCACACUUGAACAAAUGUUCAAUGAAUUCACAGAGGUUUGAAAUUAAAGUUACAAAUAUUAAGACUUUGAAAUUACAACUAUAAAUAAGUGGAAUGUUACGAGAUCAAGUAAUCACUUGGCAAUACAACAGCCCAAAAUGAUUGAAAAUGAAACUAGUUACUAAGUAUUUACAAGUAGUAUACAGUAAAUAAGAACCUUCGUCUAAAUUUGAACGAAUAGUUUCACAAUAUUUGGGCGCCGAGUUAAUGUGAGUCAUUAAAGAGGAAUAAUAUAUACUUGUAAAAUCUCAGCGAAUGAAUUUGAAGUAAAUCCAACGUUUCGCUUGGCAAUCUGGUUCAAGCUUUUUCAAGGAAAAAAUAUAAUCAAACAACAAAAUUAUCGAAUAUAAAUAGGUACAUGGUUCUUCGGUUUACUGUAUACUGAAUAAGUCAUCCAAUCAACAAACAAUACUCUAAGAUCAAAAUUAGUAAGAAUCAAAGAUCCAAUACACAAGAAAGAACAAUAGAAUUCUGUUUAUGAAAUCAAAUGUAAUGACUGUAAUGCGACGUAUGUAGGUGAAACAUCAAGGCAACUGAAUGUGAGGGUGAAGGAACACAAACUGUGUUUAGAGCACAAAUCAGCGAUAGCAUUACACUUGAUUGAAUCGGGUCAUACAAUUGAUUUCAAUGGCACGAGAAUCAUUCAAAAAGGAUUUAUUUCUUACAAAGAACAGCUAACAGCCGAAGCUCUAAAUAUAUGGGCUAAUUCAAACAAUAUUAAUAGGAGAGAUGGAAUACAACUAGGUGUCCCAUGGCAACUAAUAAUUAAUAAGUUAACCUGAUCUCCUUUUUGUAAUUUGAUAUAUCUAUGCCAUAGUAACUAAUUGAUAGACAAUACGUUCAAUGAUUCAAAUCCGUUAUCUUAUCUGAAUAUGUUAAACAAUUGACUGGAACAUUAAAAAAUAACACACACUUUCAAUUACAUAUACAUCCCUCUUUUAUUUUUUAUUUACUUAUCUUAUUUAUCUCCAUCGCAUGCAGGCUGUGGCAUUUUUGAUUCAUUUCAUAUAUAAGAAUGAUCUGUUUUCUUAAUAUACACAGACCGAAGUCAACAUUUAGUUGAAUGAAAUUUCUUCUUCUCACAUCACUGGAGUAUAAACACAUCCAGUUGUCUUAACACGUUUUUGGUUCCAUAAUCACAUACCUUGUCCUUAUGUGUACAGGGACAAGUUUGUCUUAACCUUGAAUUUACCUUGUAAUCCUUAAGUCAUUCUAUAUGGCCUAGGAUAACACGACAAUUUUUACCGCGCUAAUUUCGAAAAGGGCAGUGAUUUUUGUACUUGUUGUGAUUAUACUUGCUUUUGGUACUUAUUGCACUAAAAAGCAUUCUUGGUCUACUUUAACUAAGAGUUCUUUGGUUAAAGUUUGAAAUUUUUUGCUACAUUUUGUCCUGGGUACCUGUUUUUAGUCCUUGACUAACACUUGUGUUCACAUUGUUAUCAUUUUUCGUUUUUAAACCUUUUAAAUCAAAUUACAAUGGUUGGUAAGACUCACAAAUGUGGGCAACCAAAUUGUUUGUUCUCCGUUGAGGAGGGAAUGCAGUGUGACGACUGUAAAAAGUGGUAUCACAAAAUGUGUACACGACUAAGUCCGACGGCUUACAAAAGAUGCUCGAAGCCUAACUCGCAUUGGCUUUGUGAGUUCUGCUGUACGGAUAAAAAGGUACUAAUACAGGAGGCUAUGGGCCUAUUGGCUUUGGCCUGCAAGAAAAACGAUGGCGGAAGCACUGAUAACAGGAGUACUGACGAUGAAGAAUGUGUCAGUGUAGUAAGUGCGGCUACUGGACCCAUUAAAC
This is a messenger RNA of Schistosoma intercalatum, 6183 nucleotides long. NCBI's taxonomy places the organism in Eukaryota, Metazoa, Platyhelminthes, Trematoda, Strigeidida, Schistosomatidae. The record is from the annotation of a GenBank genome assembly.